AUGCCACAGGUACCCGUAUUUCUGCAACUAUACGAUGCCGCUGGGGUUGUGCAUCAUCUUCAAAUUCGACGAGCAGAAGAUGCAUCUCCUCAUGUGGUUGCGUACUUGCCAGAUUCUUGGGACGAUCAGGCGAAGCCAAGCGCUUUUAAAGACCCCAAACACUCUACUGUUAUGAUCCGCACCUUCGCCAACUACCUUUCCAUCACCGUACUCCGAGGCAAUUUGGGGACAGUCAGUGUCCUCUCUUCUGAGGGAGAACUGUUUAACCUUCCCAUUUCUGCACUGCCUGAGAGAGAUUCUUUCAUUCUUCAGCAUGGAGCUCAGUUCGUUGCUCCUUGUGGUCGACUGGUCGUUCAAUUUUGCAACGAUGAUAUAGUCCAUAGCUCUACACGACCUCCACCUCUUCCCGAGCCGCCUCAUGAACAAUUACAGCCUACAGAAGCUAAGGAGGUCAAUAAGCCGAUAUCUGAGCAGGAAGACGGAAACCGCGACUCUGGAUAUAUAGAAGAGUCCAGAACAGCUGUGCAGUCAACAGGAAACGCAGUGGAUGAUGCUUAUACACCACUCAUCUCAGCAUUUUCUGAUGAGACGCUAGGGCGCAGUAAGUGCAAUUCAAACAUGACCGAAGACGACGAUCCAAUGCCGCCUACUAUUUCCGAUUCCCCACCAACCAAUGUUUUCCAGCGACCCGCCGGUGCUGAAUCUCAGAAUAUUCCUUUACCGAACCAAUUCAGUCGACUUACAGAAAUUGCUGACAGUCACUCACCUGAUAUUGUGGACGAACCAUCGGGGUCUACCGCUUUACACAACCCACAACCUAGAGAGCAGUCCAAGAUCAUGACAGAUAGGUCUCACGAACUACCACUCAUCUCAACGAUCGAGUUACAACCUGAGGCUACUGAAGAACCGGAGAAAGACGUCGAUAGCCACAGAAAGCUUAACGUUACACCUCCGCUUGCUCAAUCGCAGCCUAAAAACGAUAGACCUGACACCCACUUCAACGGCAAAGUCCCGCAGGUUGCGUCCUUCGCAGAAUCGGAUGCACAUGCGCUACAAGCUGAAGGAAAAGUAACAGUACCAGAGCCUUCUCCCAAGGAUGCCUCCAUGGAUCAAGCGAGUGAAGACGCGCAAGCAGUCCUUCAUAUCCCAAUCAGGCCACCUAUGAAUAGCGCACCGAAUCAGGUCUCUCAAGCAGUCUCACAUUCACUGCAACCCGAACAAAGUGUGCAGCACUCGUCUUCGAACACAGAUAUCUGCCGGUUUGCUUCCGUCGAUAGAUUCUCAAGUACUCUAUCUAACCAAUCUAAACAGCCAAGAAGUUUGUCUUUGGCACCAUCCGGAGCUGGAAUAUCGUCAAUCACUACUCAAUCUAGUUCGUCUCGAAAAAGACUAUCGACCGACCCAUCUAUACCUCGUGCAGACAAACGACCUAAGCUAAGUCGUGAGAAGGCUACGAAACUGAAGGAGUCACAGCCAUUGGCGAGAACGCAGCCAACUCACCAUAGACAGCCCGAGUCUCGCACUUCGAUCCAUGAAAACUCGAAUGAUAGCAUUAACAUCGAGGUAGAUACCGACACGAUUGUUGUGAACUCUAAGCCCAAACGCAGGGCCACGAGGCAACAGAGUCGAUCUCGGAGCUCAACUGCUUCGACGCAAUUACCCGCCCAACCAAAGAUUGUGUUAAGUAGCUUCAAUUCAAAAGCCAAGAACGAGGCUCUAAAGACCAUAAAGCGCCUACGGGGCCAGAUCAUUGAGGAUAUGUCAAAGGCAGAUGUGCUGUGUGUGCCGGAUGGCCAAAUCAAGAAAACUACAAAAUUCGUCCUUGCAAUCUUACUCGGAAAAGCAAUCGUCUCAGACAAAUGGGUGGGUGCUGCUCACGAUCAAACAUCUUUCCCGGACCCAGCAGCGUAUCUACCAAAGGACAAGGCGAGAGAAAGAGACUGGGGAUUUGAUCUAGCAGAAGUUACUCAGCGUAGCAGAAAUUCUGAGAGCCAGAGCUCGAAACUCCUCUCGGGCUAUAGCGUCUACAUCACUCCCGACCUUGGAGCCUCGCUUGGCACACCGAAAAGUGAUUUCAGGACUAUUGCUACGACUAUGGGUGCAAGCAAGGUGGGUAUGGGUAUUCCAGCUACCAGAACAAGUGCUGAGUCCGUACUGGUGCUCGCAGUUCCUGAUGAUCCACAUGCUGCUGAAAUCGGAAGACUCGGCCAUCCUAUCUACUACAAGGAUGUCUUGGUAAUGGCAGCACUGAGAGGCCGACUUGAGCUUGAUUCGGACGAAUUCAAGCUUGAUGUGCCGAUCAAGGAGGAGGCAGUGUCGCCAUAA
Lithohypha guttulata is the source of this 2325-nucleotide messenger RNA. RefSeq lists its product as uncharacterized. The transcript is spliced from 3 exons. The coding region runs from base 1 to 2325 and encodes 774 amino acids. The record is from RefSeq and is a predicted model, not a curated record. NCBI's taxonomy places the organism in Eukaryota, Fungi, Ascomycota, Eurotiomycetes, Chaetothyriales, Trichomeriaceae.